Molecule: messenger RNA, 1861 nt
Organism: Aspergillus ochraceoroseus IBT 24754
Lineage: Eukaryota; Fungi; Ascomycota; Eurotiomycetes; Eurotiales; Aspergillaceae
Product: dynactin subunit 2
Exons: 3
Coding region: 34-1464 (476 amino acids)
Biological process (GO): mitotic spindle organization
Cellular component (GO): cytoplasm; dynactin complex
Source: RefSeq, a predicted model, not a curated record
CGAGCUGAAUGAGAGGUCUUGAUUGCUCUUGUCAUGGCUUUCAACAAGAAAUAUGCCGGUCUUCCAGAUCUUGACCUAGCCCCCGAUAUCUAUGAGACUCCUGACCUAACCGACGAAGCCUCCACUCUACCGACAGCGACGCUUCGCACCGUCUCCAAUGCGGACGAUGACGUCGGAUCGAAUCCCGAUAUCGAUCGCCAACCCGUCAACACGGACGAAGCGCGCGCCCAUUUCCUCGGAGCUACCGUCGACGCUCGUGAUGUCAAUUUCUCCGACAGCAUUGCAGUGAAGCGGAAGUCGUAUCGGAGUAAGAGUCAUCGGAGGCGAAGGAACGACCUGGGAGAAGACGAGUUGAGCGAGAGCGAGGAUGAGAGUUUGGAGCGGAAACUGGCGCGUCUGCGGAGAGAGGUGGAGGAGCUUAAAGAUGAAAUGAAUACGUCGCAGCAAGCUGAGACGGAGUCAAAGGAAACCCCUACCCCUGAUCAGGCCAAGGAGACCCUGGGUGAUGGCGUUGACGAACUGAGUCGGGCACUGGAUAACCUAUACGCUUCGUCGCGUGGUGCAUCAUCCCAAGCACAUUCGGCAGCCGCCGCUCUGUCCCAGAGGCUCGCGUCAAACUCUUCGAACCAGACCUCCGCGAAGCCGGAAUUAAACCAGAGCACGCCCGAAACAAGCACGUCACAAUCCUCUGCUGGUAUUCUUGCCCACGCCGCGGCCUUUGAUGCGCGACUGGCCUUAAUCGAGUCUGCAAUGGGCAUCUCGACUUCUUCAAACCCCUUCGUCUCCGAUGGGAUCUCCGAACCCGCGCUCCAACCCGUCCUUCCCGCCUUAGACCACCUCACUUCCCGUCUGUCCACUCUCACAACCCUCCUGGUCGGUCCGAACUCCGUCUCCGUGGUGCCGACGACGGGCUCCGGCCCUGCAUCGACCACAGUCACGACCCCCCAUCUCGAGAUGCUCUCUACCCGUGUCCGAAAACUGACCGCCGAUGCGGAAGCUCUCGCUUCAGCACGCAAACGCGCCCUCGACGCCGCCAAAGCUGCACAAAACGCCCGCAUCACGGCCGCUGCCAUCGAAUCCUCAUCGGACCUCUCCGUGUCCUCAUCUGCCGCCACCGAAGUCGACACCGCUGCUACCCAGCGCGACGAACAGGAAACCAAGAUCCAAGCCCUCUAUGCCACCCUGCCAACCAUCCAAUCCCUCCACCCUAUCCUCCCUAGUGUCCUAGAGCGUCUCCGCUCCCUCCGUGCCAUCCACGCUGGAGCGGCGCAAGCCUCUGAAUCGCUGGACGAGCUGGAGAAGCGUCAUGCCGACAUGGCGGGAGAGAUUGAGCAGUGGCGACAGGGUCUGAAAGUGGUCGAAGAAAAGAUGAACAAGAGCGAGACAACACUGAAGGGAAAUAUCGAAUUGGUCGAACCUUGGGUCCACGAUCUCGAGAAGAGAAUGGAGCGUCUGGAGUCCUAAUAAGAAAAAGAAGAAGAAGAAGAAAACGACAACAACAAACGACAGAUGAUAGUCGACCGAAUACAGUCCUAGGGCUGAAGAGGGGGUAGGUAGGAUGGGAUAUUCAUGAUGAUUUUGACAAUUAGUACGUACGGACGUACGUACGGCCCUCGUGGAAAACCCGCAAGAACGAGACGAGACGAGACGAGACAUAUGCAGGACAUAUCACCCCGUGCGGAUUCGGGUAUAUACUUCUUCUCUCCGCACAUUUAUCUUAUCUGGACAUAUCAUUAUCCCAUUAGCAUAUCCACCUAGUAAAUUUCUAAUCUUGCGAGUUUCAAUACCCAGAAAUGCAGUAUGAAGUCCAUAACAUUACAGUGGGAUUGACCGACAUAUUAUACAUUACAUCAAUAGAGUA